AUGAGGUCGUCCUUCCUUUUUCUCGCUGUUUUGUUAGAAUGUCGCUCUCCAGCACAAUCAUUUCAAAGAUCUAUUUCUCUAAAUGCUGUGAGGAGCAGAAUCGAGCAAACAGGAGCACUUUUUGCCAACGAAAAGGAGGAUUAUCUCCCUGAGAUCAGUUUUGGUGCAGAAGUCGUUCCCGACGGACAGCGACCAGUAAAUGAAUAUCAAGAUAUGGUGAACGCUCCAUUGUUUGGUUGGGGAAGUAAUGAAGUUGGAGUGAGAGGUCUUCUCGUUCGCCUUUCCAUUCUUUAUGCAGUGGUCUUCGCAGUUGUUGGAUUCCCCAUUGCUGGAGCGACGUUCACCCAGGACGGAUACCUUCUACAGAAGAUUGCUGCUAGCAAUGUUGGCACACUUGGUUUGAUUGUUGUUGUUUUGGUUCGACUGUAUAGUGGAUGGGGGUAUGUUGGAGCACGAUUGCAGAGUAAAGUGAUCGAGUAUGAGGAGACUGGGUGGUAUGACGGAAAUGUCGAACCCAAGACAGAGCCAGAAAUAAAACGAGACAACUUUUUGUAUCAGAGCGAUGUCAAACCAGCAUGUGAUCGACUCAAGCUCCUUACACUGACUUCGGCUGGCUUGUGGGUGGCUUCUUGCAUUUCCUUAAAUGCCGCACUGAAUGUGAAACCUCUCUUCGACGAAUAUGAUCCAAGCGUAUUACAACGUGUCAGAUUUGAUGAGGAUUUCGCAAAGGAAGCGGCCAGGGCUAGUGGGGGUAAGCCGACUUACUGCAAUAGCCGAUACUACAGCGCCGUUGCCGGAGGAAAGGGGUGCUAA
Cylindrotheca closterium is the source of this 813-nucleotide messenger RNA. The record is from the annotation of a GenBank genome assembly. NCBI's taxonomy places the organism in Eukaryota, Bacillariophyta, Bacillariophyceae, Bacillariales, Bacillariaceae.